AUGAAUUCAACCAUGAAUAAUUCAUUAUUAUUAACAUCAACAUGUUCAUUAAAACUUCGUGUUUAUACAUCAGAUUAUUUAUUUUUUAAAUUCCUUACUGGGAUAUAUUUACGUUUACUUAUUGGUCCAGGUGUAUUACUUAAUACACUUUGUCUUUUUGUUCUUUCACGCUCAAAAUUAUUAAAAAAAUCAACAACUGUUACCUUUUUACGAUUUCUUGCAAUUUUUGAUAUUUUGGCUAUUACACUUAAAUAUAUUCGAGCUGAGCUUAAUUAUCAAUCAAUUGAAAAAAAGAAAAAUAUUAUUUUAAUAACACCUGUAUUUUGUAAAAUACUUUAUGUAUGUAUGAAUGCAUGUAUUUCAAUUACUAUGUGGACUAUCGUUUUAAUGAGUUUAGAUAAAGCUGUGGCUGUCAGUUAUCCACUCAAAGCUGGUAUAUGGAUAACACAAAAACGAGCAUUUUAUAUAUGUUGUUUUACAAGUCUUAUACUUUUAUUUGCUAAUUUAAAUUUUAUUACAUUAUCUAAUGUACUUUCAGCAAAUAAUAAUCAAGGAUAUUGUGGAUUAAUGGAACAUUCUUUAAUAAUUGAUAUUCUUACAGCUUCUAUUUUACCUAUUGCUUUAAUCACAGUUAUUAAUAUUGUUAUUGUUGUCAAUUUGUAUCGUGUUUCUCAUGCACCAUUUGAUUCGUAUACAAAUGAGGAUAAAAUAGAUCGACAACAUUUAUCAAUACAUAUUACAAGAAAAAUAUUUUCAUCAGGUAGAGAUCGUUCUCAAUCACCACAAAAUUCAUCAGUAAUAACAGAUACAAGUCAAGCAAUAAAACGGCGUACAAAUGCACAAGUAACACGAAUGCUUUUAGCUGUUACAUUAUCAUUAAUUAUAUUUAAUAUUCCAAAUAUAAUUAUAUUUCUUCUUACAAGGAUUAAUAAUCCACGACAAUUAUUACAUGGACGUUCAUGCAUUGAAGUUAGUGAUAAUGAUAUUAAAUCAUAUAAAAUUAGUUUUUAUUCAACUGUUGUACAAGAUAUAUUAUCAGAUUUACCACAUAUUAUAAAUUUUUUUCUUUAUUAUUUAGCUGGAAAAAAAUUUCGAAAUAUUUUUCUACAUGAAGUUAAUCAUUGUUUUAUUAAAUGUCAUUUAAUUAAACGAAAAAAACAAAGUCGUCUUAUUCAAAAUAGUAAUCCUGAAUUGAGUAAUCAAACAGGUUUCAAUUCCACUCAAAGACGAUUAUUAUCUGGAAAUACUUCAUUAAAAUCUCAAAAGACAACUAAUGUAUCAUUUAAUACUUUAACAAAUAAAUUAACUUUAAAUGAUGAAAAAUCAUAA
Molecule: messenger RNA, 1329 nt
Organism: Rotaria sordida
Lineage: Eukaryota; Metazoa; Rotifera; Eurotatoria; Philodinida; Philodinidae
Source: the annotation of a GenBank genome assembly